UGACGGAGGCGAGGAUGGCCCUGAAGACGGUGGCGGUCGAGUUCGGGGACGAGAGCCAGAGCGCCUACCCUCACGUGUGGCUGAGAGAGAACUGCCAGUGCCGCGAGUGCUUCAACCAGGACGCGAUCGCCAGGAUGUUCCUCCUCGAAGACCUGGACCUCGACAUGAGGCCGAAGAACGUGAGGGUGGAGGACGGCUGCUUGCGCGUGGAGUGGGAGGACGGCCACAUCGGCGUGUUCUCGGGCCCGUGGCUCCACCAGCGCGCCUUCACGCAGGAGGCCAGAGCUAAACACCGCGCGCAGUACAUGCUUUCGAGAGUUCGCUGGGGCCCCGGCUUCCAAGUGCCACUCAUCGACUACCAGAGUGCCAUGGAGGACGACCGGAUGCUCCUCGACUGGCUCACCCUCUUGGAGAGGUUUGGAGUCGUCCUUAUCACCAACGCCCCUCAGAAAGUGGGCGCCAUCAAUGAUUUCAUCAACAACAUAGGCUUCGUGAAACCGACACAUUAUGGGACGGAUUACGAGCUCGUAACGCACGUAACACCGAAUAACUUGGCUUAUACGGGAUCAAAACUCGGCCUCCACACGGAUCUCCCUUACUACGAUUACCCACCCGGGACGACCUGGCUUCACUGCCUGCGCCAGCACGAGGGCAAAGGGGGGGACAAUGACCUCGUAGAUGGUCUGAAUGUUGCUGACGUCCUCCGCGAGAGGCACCCCGACCUCUUCCAAGUACUGGUCGACACCCCCGUCUAUUUUCAGGAUAAGGGCUUCCAUCACUAUGACUUCGAUAAGAUCACGAGAGUGCCUGUUAUCAUGUUAGACGAACGCGGUCACGUGCGCCGGAUUCACAUGUCCUCGCAGUCACGUGACCCCAUCAUGGACCUGGACACAGACGGCGUCCUGCAGUUCUACAAGGCGCUCAAGACCUUCAACAGCAUCCUUAUGGAGAUCAGUAUCAGUGUCAAGACCAAACCGGGCGACAUCCUCGUGCUGGACAACACCCGGGUCCUCCACGGUCGCCAGCCCUUCGAACCGGACGCGACCUCGGGGCCUCGGCACAUCCACAACGCCUACAUCGACUGGGAUGAACUGAGGUCGAAGAGGAGGGUCCUCCAGCGGAAGUUUAAUGUGGACCUCGCUUGAUGGGGGCGUCGCUGGUGUGGAUGAU
This is a messenger RNA of Penaeus monodon (black tiger shrimp), 1170 nucleotides long. RefSeq names its product gamma-butyrobetaine dioxygenase-like. Gene Ontology annotation, molecular function: oxidoreductase activity. NCBI's taxonomy places the organism in Eukaryota, Metazoa, Arthropoda, Malacostraca, Decapoda, Penaeidae. Gene Ontology annotation, cellular component: mitochondrion. The coding region runs from base 15 to 1145 and encodes 376 amino acids. The record is from RefSeq and is a predicted model, not a curated record. The transcript is spliced from 7 exons. Gene Ontology annotation, biological process: carnitine biosynthetic process.